AUGACAAGUUCCCAACGCUUACCGCUUGAUCAGAGCUUGUUUGUUGUGACACACAACGCGAUUUAUUUGAGGUCGCAGCUUAGCCGCAAAACGCUGUUCGAGUGCGAGACCGCUAACGGCAUAGUCAACGCUCGUGCUUCGACAGAUAAUAGCAGCCUCUUCGCUGUGGCAGAUGGCCAGAUUGUUAUACUUCUUGAUCCUACGCGAAACAAGGACAGGAAGUACAAGUUGAAGAAUGGCGACGGCGAGCCACGUCUUCUAUUGUUCUCACCCGACUCGCGUACCUUGUACUUCACGACGACGCUGAACAAUUCGGUUCAAGCAUACUCCAUCCCCAAUGACGAGCUCCUGCCUUCCUUGCCAUCGCAUCCAUCUCCACCGAACGUGAUCGCGGUAUCUAGUAACGGCACCAUUCUUCUUUCAACCUCACCGAGUCCACCGACUAUCUACCUACAAGACCAAAGAUGGGGACGCAGCGCGGCGGUAAAUUUCCGUCCAACUGAUGCUUGUUCGCCCGCUACCUGCGCUGCAUUCGAACACUUGGAUGGUCUCGCACAGCCAUCGUAUACGAACUUCGUGAUUGGGUUUCAAGAUGGGUUACUAGCGAUGUAUCGACUUUUCCUACCUUCACUCCGAAAACGUUCCGAGGAACAACGCACACAUCAAUCGCAGUUCUUUCAGUUACAGCCCGUGCGAGUCGGUGUCAUCAAGAAGCUUCAUAAGCCAGCCAUGGGCGGUAUGUUGGCAGCGGAGUUCAUACCGGGCUACAAGUCGCGAAUUGUUAGCAUUAGGCAUGAUGGAAAGUGUCGACUUGUCGACUUUGAGAUUUCCGCGAAGGGCCCAGUAAGUUCGAAAGGCAGAGCAGACGGGACAGUGCUACUGGGUGGCGAUGCCACACAAGACAAAAGAGAGGUUUACGAAGGCUUUGAGACACUGAUUGCAAUCGGUACACAGGCUGGAGAGGUUCUCAUUUUCAACGUUCUGGGUCUACUGAUACAUGAGAUCGCUGUGGGAGUUUCUGUUACUGCUAUUGAGUGGGUUGGUGAUAUGAGCGCACCUUCGGCCCUUCCGACUCGCGUGUCAUCAUUGUCUCCGAGACCUCGUUCAGUUGCAGGUGUGGCGGAGGCGGAGCAAUUGACUUCUUCUGGAGAGGAAAUGGGUACUGUCAAGAAGAUAAUAUCAACUCACAAGCCAGCUGUGACAGGAAAACCGGUACCUGUUCUACCACUGCCAGAUCUGUUUUCCGAUGUGCCUAGAGAGUUCAGGUCGAGGGUACCUAGUCGCAGAGCCUCAGAUGUAUUGGAAAGCUCACCUCUCCGUGUCGAGCGAGUGCGCAAUAGGCCCGCAAAGAAGUCAUCGGCACGACUGCGCAUCUCCACAGAGACGUUCUGGUUGCCUCCAGACUCGUCUUCGCACGGCGUCUCUUACGUCGGCGCAAUAAAGCCGUUACUCAGACCCGAUCUACCAAUACAAGAAACUCGAAGAUGGCCGCAGGUACAUCAGGCGCCAAGUGUACUAACCCCCUCGCGAGCACGGCACUCUUCCGUUCCGCCUAGAUCACCUAGCUCGUCUGGAGACACGGAGUUUUCCAAUCAAGAAUGGUUCACACCUCCGUCCUCGCGAAGGUUCAAAAGGAAACCAUCACAGCGUCCUCUGAGCCCAAACUCAUCACUAGAUGCCUCAACCGUCACGAUAAUCCGCCCGAUGCCCUUUCCACAGACUUCUCCUACUGCAUUGGAUGCACCUAACAAUCUCUAUUCUCGUCCAACCUCCCGCAUGACGAAGAAAAGGUCUGUCAGAUAUCGAGAUUCUGUUGUGGAAGUAUCGAAUGGCUCAGUGAGCGUGCCAAAAGCUGUGCGUCACGUCACUAUCGUCGACCCAGAAUUUUCGUCGCCUUUGGAUAGCCCGAGUAGUCUGUACUCCCGCGCCAAUGCUCAGAUGUUCGAAAGACCUUUGCUGAGGAAGGCAAACGAGCAUGAAGUAGAUCAACAAUCUGCUCCUCUAGAUAAAACCGAGCCUUCGGACUUGAAGCCUGCUCUCAAGAAGAUCGACUCGGAGCCAGAAUCGCCCAGUAGUGCAUGCUCGUGCUCAACGCCAGGCGUGAAGAAAGACUUAGCUGCCGAUGAUCGCGUAAACGACAUUGCAGGCUCAAGCGAUUUGGUAUCGCGGCCGAGAACUCCUCAAGACUACAUAUCUGUCCCUGUCGCAGCGGAUUCUUCAUCGUCGCUUGAGAGCCUCUACUACCCCGCACCCCGUCUCAUAGCAAAAAGCGAUCUCGUCCAAAACCACAGUCAUGGCGACCUAACACCAAUUCUACAACGACAGCCAAUACCGAAAUCGAUCGACACGCGAGCAGAUUCACCAAGCAGUGUGUACUCCCGCUCCAUCUCAGGUGUGGCUGGAGAUACAUGUCAGAUCGACAGUGGUAUUACCGAAGAUACCGAAGAAUUAUCGUCGUCUUCCAACGCAUUUAGAGCGUUACCACAAGAACAGAAUCGACCCAGUAUCCAUGCCUUGGGCACCCCGUUAUUCACAAGCUCGCCAAGUAGUUUGUGUUCGCAGGCUAUACCUGGUAUGUUUCGAAAUCAUCUGCAGGCUAUUGACGAGCCAUCUGUGGAGAAGGCGAAGGGAAUGGGUUUAAGUAAUGUGAAUGAAGAGGCGAGGGCAGUGGCGGAGGAGGUGAGAGGUUUGACCGAGGAUCAAAGGGCGCUGAGACAGGAAGUCGCGGCUUUAAGAGAGGAGUAUCGGGUUUUGAAGGACACAUUGUUGAAGCCGAAGACAAAGCUAAUGGUGUGA
Alternaria atra is the source of this 2796-nucleotide messenger RNA. RefSeq lists its product as uncharacterized. The record is from RefSeq and is a predicted model, not a curated record. The transcript has 3 exons. NCBI's taxonomy places the organism in Eukaryota, Fungi, Ascomycota, Dothideomycetes, Pleosporales, Pleosporaceae. Bases 1 to 2796 code for a protein of 931 amino acids. Gene Ontology annotation, molecular function: protein binding.